This is a messenger RNA of Lathyrus sativus (Indian pea), 1527 nucleotides long. The record is from the annotation of a GenBank genome assembly. Lineage: Eukaryota; Viridiplantae; Streptophyta; Magnoliopsida; Fabales; Fabaceae.
AUGGAGCUUGAGCCCAAAAUCAUUUCAUCUCCCAUCUUCUUAGUCUUCAUCUUCUUAUUCAUUAUCUUUAUCCUAAUAUGGAGUUCAACAAAACCAAAAUCUUCAAACUCCAAAUUACCACCAGGACCACCAAAACUACCUCUUAUAGGAAACAUGCACCAACUUGGUUCAAUGCCUCAUCAUAGCCUAAAAAAACUAUCACAAAAAUAUGGACCAUUAAUGCAUAUAAAACUAGGUGAAAUUCCAAUCAUUGUUGUAUCUUCACCAGAAAUCGCCAAACAAAUAAUGAAAACACAUGACACCAAAUUCUCAAACCGGCCACAUCUUCUAGCGGCUGAUAUCAUAACCUAUGGUUCAAAAGGCAUAACAUUUUCACCAUAUGGUACUUAUUGGAGACAAAUGAGAAAAAUUUGCACCUUUGAACUAUUAACACCAAAACGCGUUGAAUCGUUUCGUUCGAUCCGGGAACAUGAGGUGUCAAAUAUUGUGAAAGAGAUAAGGUUGAGUGAAGGGUCGUCCAUUAAUCUUUCUAAGAUGAUUGGUUUGUUUUCUUAUGGCCUAACAUCAAGGAUCGCAUUAGGCGGAAAAUCUGAAGAUCAAGAAGCGUUUAUGGUUGCUAUGAAGGAUGUUACGAAACUAAUCGGUGGUUUUUCUCUAGCUGAUUUGUUUCCUUCUUUUAAAGUUCUUCAUGUUUUGUCAGGUAUAAGGUCUAAAUCUGAGAAGGUGCAUAGAGAAUUAGAUAGGAUUCUUGAGAAAAUUCUUAGAUAUCAUAAACGGGAUACAAGUUUAGAAACAAAGAUAAAUGAUGAAAAAGAUGGUGAAGACUUAGUUGAUGUGCUGCUAAGGCUUCAGAAGGAGAAUAACCUUGAACAUCCUCUAUCUGAUAGUAUUAUCAAAGCAAACAUGUUGGAUAUAUUUAGUGCGGGAAGUGGUACAUCAUUCAAAGCUUCAGAAUGGGCAAUGUCAGAACUUAUCAGACACCCAAAAGUGAUGAAGAAAGCACAAACAGAAGUAAGAAGAGUGUUUGAUGCAAAAGGGUUUGUAGAUGAAGCAAACAUUCAUGAGCUAGAGUAUCUAAAGUUAGUUAUAAAAGAAACAUUGCGUCUACACAGUCCCGUUCCAUUGUUACUACCAAGGGAAUGUAGUGAAAGAUGUGAAAUCAAUGGAUACGAGAUACCGGCGAAGACUAAGGUCAUUGUUAAUGCUUAUGCGAUUGGAAUGGAUCCAAACUAUUGGAAUGAGCCUAACAAGUUUUGUCCGGAAAGGUUCAUUGAUAGUGAAGUUGAUUACAAAGGUGUGGAUUUUGAGUUUAUUCCAUUUGGUGCUGGAAGAAGAAUGUGUCCUGGUAUAACAUUUGGUGUUGUUAAUGUUGAAAUAUUGCUAGCAAAUUUGCUUUUCCAUUUUGAUUGGAAAAUGGUUGAUGGAAAUAAGGGUGAAGAACUUGAUAUGGCUGAAUCUUUUGGUUUGUCUGUAAAAAGGAAACAUGAUUUGUAUUUGAUUCCUAUUGUGUAUCAUUCAUCUCAGUAG